Molecule: messenger RNA, 1565 nt
Organism: Aphidius gifuensis
Lineage: Eukaryota; Metazoa; Arthropoda; Insecta; Hymenoptera; Braconidae
Product: ADP-ribosylation factor-like protein 13B
Exons: 7
Coding region: 124-1212 (362 amino acids)
Biological process (GO): receptor localization to non-motile cilium; non-motile cilium assembly
Cellular component (GO): non-motile cilium; ciliary membrane
Molecular function (GO): GTP binding; GTPase activity
Source: RefSeq, a predicted model, not a curated record
UUUAUACACAACAUGGCGACAGCCUAUACGUCAUCAAAAUAACAACACAAACAAACAAAUUUAUUUAUUUAUAUUUAUAAUAAUUAUGUAGAAUUAUAUCAACAACAAUAAUAAUAAUUUAAUAUGGGAAAUUGUUUAAGAAUAAUUAUCGACAAGUUUAGAACAAAAUCAGAUCCAAAAAAGGAUAUUGUUUUGUUGAUGACUGGCUUGGAUAAUUCAGGAAAAACUGUAGUCUUGAAGCAUUUAGAUAAUGAUCCAAAUUUGGAUGUGGUGCCAACAAUGGGCUUCAGAUAUGUGCCUUUGAAUCAUAAGUUAUAUUCAAUCAAAGUUUAUGACGUUGGUGGAGGACCUACAAUAAGAGCAAUUUGGAAAAAUUAUUACAACGAUAUUCAUGGUGUUAUUUAUGUUGUGGAUGCUAGUGAUAUGUCACGUCUAGAUGAAAAUAAAAAUAUAUUUGGUGAAUUAAUUUCAAAUGAAAAUAUCGCUGGAAAACCAAUAUUAUUAUUGGCAAAUAAACAAGACAUACCUGGUGCAAUUGACGAGCUAGAUGUCGUUGAAAGUCUUGAUGUUGAAAAAGUUGCAAAUGCCAUGCGUUGUCCAACAAGAGUUGAAAUUUGUUCUUGUAUUUUUACCCAAGACAAAGCAAAAUCCAGUACUUCCGGAAUAAAAAAUGGAUACAAUUGGCUUUUAGAAACAAUAGCUAAAAAUUAUGAAGAUUUAAAUGAACGUGUUCAAGCUGCUCAGCCAGUUCCUGUUGUUAAUAAUAAAACAAGAAGAAAAUCAUCAACAACAUCAUUGUCAUCAAGAGCAUCAGUACAUUCAAAUCCAUUUAAACCAAUUCACCAAGCUAUUGCAGUUGCUGAAGCAAAAGCACAUUCCAAUGGAAAUGGUAUAGAUCAUAAGAAGUUACCGUUUAUGAAAAAAUUAAUAAAAAAUAAUAAAACAGCACCAAUGCAAAUGGGUGCAAAUGGUCCAAUUAUUAAUAACAAUGACCAAGAUGAUGACAAUCAUAUUGUUAAUAUUAUAGAAACAUUUCAAGUGCCUGAAAAUAGUCAACGAAUUUCUUUGAUGACACUGGAUCCGUUAAAUUUAAUAAAUGAUUUUGAAAAACGUGAAGUACCAGCUAGACCAUUUACAGCUCCUCCAUUGUCGUAUAAAAAAGAAAUUAAUAAUUUAUCUGUUGCUGUUAUACCCGGACAAGUGCCUCAAUGACGAAUGAAUAAAAAAAAAAAUCAAUAUGAUUGUUCAGUUUUUAUAUACCUGCAAGUACAUGAUUACUUUUUUUUUUUUUAUCAAUUAAAAAUACAUGUGUAUCGAUAAUUUAAUAUCGAUUAAGUUUAUUUAUAUUUUUUAAAUAUAAAUUUUAUAUUAUUAAUAAUUUAUUAUAAAUAAAAAUACAAGUUUUUUUAUUAUAUGAAAUUAAAUUUUUUUUUUUUUCAUUUAUUUAUUAUUAAAGUAAAUAAUGUUUGGCCUAUGAUGAAAUUUUUUUUGGGAGUAGAUUAAAUGUGCCUCUAAUUGCCUGAGAAAUUUUAGAAAUUUCUAUUUAUGCGUUUUCGAAAAAAAAA